Mytilus californianus (California mussel) is the source of this 3722-nucleotide messenger RNA. RefSeq lists its product as uncharacterized. The transcript is spliced from 9 exons. The record is from RefSeq and is a predicted model, not a curated record. The coding region runs from base 138 to 1442 and encodes 434 amino acids. NCBI's taxonomy places the organism in Eukaryota, Metazoa, Mollusca, Bivalvia, Mytilida, Mytilidae.
CUCUUUGUUUUUAUUUUGCUUCCUGUAAAUCCAGAGAUAUUUUGAAAUACAUUUACCAUGUUUACCAGAUGACACACAAGACGUAGUUAUGUUACAAAACCUAGAAUAACAACUAAGUUGAUUCCAUACUGAUAAAAAUGAAGAUGCAUCAACACCAGAUAAUUUUAAUAUUUUUUCUAAUCAAUUUUACAAGAGUUAUAAGUGUAACUCACUACUGUCAAAAUGGUAACACACAGACAAUAAGUGGUGAGACUAGUGGCACUAUCAGAACAGUCCUUACUGGUGAAAAUAGCUAUGACAACAACUUGAACUGUGGUUGGGUAAUUGAUGGAGGCUUGGGAAAACUGAUCCAACUGUCCAUCACACAUGUUAAUCUACAAUUAGCACCGUCCUACUCGUCAUGUGGGACAUACGAUCAUCUCUCUAUUAUGGAUGGUGAUGCAACAGUAACUGAAGCAAUUACAUCAAUAUGUGGAGAAAGAAAUCCAUAUGAAGUGCUCAGCUCAGGACGAUACCUCUAUCUCAAAUUUUACUCAAACGACAAAAACUUCUAUGAUCACAGUGGAAUCACAGUUAACUUCCAAAUUUUCAAUGAAAAUGAGUGUCCACCUGAUUGGACAAACCUGGACACUACUGAUCAGUGUUAUAGAAUAAGACAGUCUCCUGUAGCAGGAGUUGAUUGGAAUUCUGCUUACGAUAACUGUAUGUUUAGCCAGGCCAACUUAGCUAUUAUAAGUCAUCAUGAGGUCUUUGAUAAUUUAAGAGCUCAUGCACAAAAUGUGUCUGUGGCAUCUGCAUGGAUUGGACUUACUGAUAUUGAAACAGAAGGAAAAUUUAAAUGGUUAAACAACAGUUAUUUGACUGAUUGGAUUAGAACUGAGGGUAACAAUGAUGACAGCGACUGUGCAAUAUUUAAUUUUCAUACUCAAAAGUUCCAAUUUAAAGAAUGUGAAAGAGACAAACACUUAGCAGUUUGUCAGAGAAAUAAAGUUAACAAAACAACUAUAUUUUCAAUACCAGUAGAGAAGGAAAAAGAAAAUACAGAAGCUAUAUCCCUACGCUGGCAGAUUAUUCUGGGAAUAUCAGGAGGUGUAAUCAUUGUAAUUAUUUGUUUUGCAUUGUACUGCAAAUUUCACAGAACAAAACCCACUUCCCCUGGAUCAGAGAAUAAUGCAAGUCGUAGCUCACGAUACCAGCCCCAGGAACCAUCAUAUACUCAUCAAAGUUAUCCAGACAGAACACCAAGAAGAGAAACAAACAAUCCUCAGUACAACAACCUGAACCAGACAACUGAUUCUCCGCCUCCAUAUGCAGAUAUUCCAUUCAACAACACAAACAGUAGACCAGCUGUUCACAUUAAUCCUCAAAUUAACCUUAAUGUGACAGUUAACUCUAAUGGUGAUCAGCCACCGUCUUACACAUUUAGUGCUCCUACUGUAUAAAAGAGUAUCCCUUGUCAAGACCUUUUGUUGCAGAGAUUUGUGAUAGUAAAUCAAAUGCAUGUACAACGUGUACUUUUAAUGCUCCUUUUUAAAAUCAAAACCUAGGCGUUAGUAACUUAUUAUUAUGCACAAGACUAUGAACCAACUUAUAUUUGUUAGCAAUUUAUUUUUGUGACUGUUGCAAUUAGAAUAUAAACACAAAUGUAAAUAGUGGCUCAAAUAUAUUUCAAGAUUGGAUCUUUUCUUUAAUAUAGGAAAACACGAACAAAUUUAGAAAAUCGAGAAUAUAAAAAAUUCUCUCAACAUGAAAAAAAGUAUCUGCCAAAAUAUUAUUUGGUUUACAGUAUAUUCUAUUUUGAUGUUUGUGUUAUUUUUAUAUGGCUUCAUAAUAUAAUUGUAAUGUUGUAACCUGUCUUUCAUCAUGUUUUGUUUUAUUUUGUAUACAGUAGAAAACAUUCAUGUACUAACCAAUUUUCUUGUAACUGUUCAGUCUAUUGAAUAUUAUUUACAAGCUGUUCAAAGACAAUUGUCAAGUGUUGUAAUUAGUAAAAACAAAUUAGAACUUACCCUUGAAUUUACUUGUUCCACCACAGCAUUUCUUAUUCAACCCCCUAGAAAUUUAUAACAGAUCUUGUUAAAACUAAAGUAGCAUUGGCAUCUGGUAAGAAAAUUGGUUUAAAAUGUAUUUACUACUAGUAUACAUUUUUUAUGUCAAAAUUCACAUUUUUAUUUCACAUUUUGUCUGCUUUAUGUUUCCAUGAAGUUUUGAUAUAUCCCAUCACUUACUUGCCAGGGUAUAUAGACUUACUUUUAUCAGGUUGUCAAUUUUGUCAUUUCUAAAUUUAAGUUGUCCAGAUUUGUUUUUGUUAUGCCUGUAUAUGUUGAGCUUAUUUGUUAUUUAUUAAUGUAUACUGUUGAGUUACAUAUCAUGUUCAAGUUUGUUAGGGACAACCUACUUUUCUAGGAUCCUUAAGCCCCUAAACACAUAGAAAACUUAAUGAAAAUUGUAAUUGUCCAGAAUUUUUUCAUAAUGCCUGUAAAUUUUUAGCCAAACUUGAUUUAUAAGUGUGAAAUGCUGAGGUACAGAUUGGGUACAGGUUUGGUUUUGUUCAAGAUUGACUACUUUUCAUAGAAUUAAGACCCAUAUGAAAUAUGAUGAACAUUGUAAGGAUCAGCAAGAUAAUGUCUACAAAUGGGUCAACAUGAGUGAAAAGUUAUACAACUGCUUAUAGGAGCCUUUGUCCUUAAAUGACUAUAUUAACUCAUUCUUUUCUCCCUUUUUAACUAUUAUCUUUCAAAGUAUAGUGGAUCGAGAGAAAAGUAACAGUAAAUAUGACUUGCAAGAGAAGGUCUACAAACUUCAAACAUUUAAAAAUGAUUAAGUAUUUAUUACUCAUUUUAGGUUAUUUGGCUUUUAUCUUGAAAACCCUCUACAUAGACAUGUAAAAUAAAUGAAAUUUGGUCUUUACAUUGAUGAGUGAUUUAGGUUCAAUGAAAUCUCUACUUUAUUUUGCAUGUUAUCAUUGAUUGUAUGAUAAUUAUGUAACAGAGAAGCUUCUUUUGGUGUAUUUUUAUUAUAAUUGUUAUAUGAUUGUGUUGUUUUGUUGAUAUAUAACUGUACUUACAUUUCUUUCAUGUGAUAUAGUUUGGUGAUAAUAAAAGGCAUUAUCGUCAUUUUGAAAUCUUUAAAAAUAAGAUAUCUAUUUGAUUUUACAUUAUAUAUUUUUUUUAUACAAAUUUUUACCACAGAGUACAUAAUAAAAGGUCAUUCAAACUCAAUUAUUUAAUUUUAUGUUUUUCUUAAAUAUUUAUAUUUUAAUAUGAAUAAAAGAGAAAGGAAAGUCUAUGUAAUAUUGAAAUAGAAAAUCAUUGAAAAGCAAAGAUAAUUAUUAUGGCUGAAUUGUAUGAGUAUGUCAAUGGAUCAAGGAAUUAAUAUUUUCCUCUUUUGUUUGGUGAACCAUGCAUUCUUUAUUUGCUUUGGUUAAUGUAGAAACAAUCAAUUGUCAAACUGGCAUAUUUUGUUACCUGUUCUUCAUAUAUAUAUAAAGAACAGGAAAUAAAUUGCCCGACAGUGAAAAUUGUAACUCGUAACAAGGGAGGUGAACAAAGGUCAUAUUAAUUUCAUGGUCUAUUUUUAAAAUUCUAAAUCCAUUGAUUCUUGUAAAAUAGUUUAGCUAUGCUGAUAUGUUUUCUUUUAUAAAUCAUGAACUGUUUCUCAUAUUCAUUUAAACUAUUAUAUAUUUUUUAAAGAUACUUGUAAUAAAAUUUGUUUGAAAGUUC